This is a messenger RNA of Talaromyces amestolkiae, 1572 nucleotides long. RefSeq lists its product as uncharacterized. Gene Ontology annotation, molecular function: carbohydrate:proton symporter activity. Gene Ontology annotation, cellular component: membrane. The record is from RefSeq and is a predicted model, not a curated record. Gene Ontology annotation, biological process: transmembrane transport; carbohydrate transport. Lineage: Eukaryota; Fungi; Ascomycota; Eurotiomycetes; Eurotiales; Trichocomaceae. The transcript has 5 exons. Bases 1 to 1572 code for a protein of 523 amino acids.
AUGGGCCUCAAACUAUCAGACCGUCUUUCCGGACGAUGGCUUCUGACCUUCGUCACCAUCGCUAAUGCAUGCUCAAUGGCCUGGUUCGGCUAUGACCAAGGCGUCUUCUCCGGCGUCCUGAUCUCCGCCGACUUCAAAGCCCACUUUCCCGAAACACUGAACGCAAACACCUCAGGUAUCACGUCUAGCUGUUUCUCUCUAGGUGCAUUCUUCGGCGCAAUCUGUGCUUUUACCUUUGGUGAUCGUCUAGGUCGCAAGAAGACUGUGGCCAUGGGACUAACUUUCAAUGUCGUCGGCGCCAUUUUGCAGGUUGUCUCAUGGCAUUUACCGCAGAUGAUUGUGGGGCGAAUCAUUAAUGGGUUUGGCAUGGGGUUGACGUCCUCAACAUGUCCUGUAUAUCAGGCCGAGUGCUCUAGUUCACGGUCUCGCGGGAAACUUGUUGUUGUCGGGUCGUUGGCGAACACAGCCGCAUUCUGUCUGGCUAGCUGGAUGAACUACGGCCUCUAUUUCCAGGGUAGCGCAUUGCAAUGGCGUUUCCCGCUCGCAUUCCAGUUAAUUUUCCCCGUUAUUGUCGCGUUUGCACUCCUCUUCAUCCCCGAGUCCCCGCGAUGGCUUCUCCUGAAAGAUCGACCCGACGAAGCGCUACAAGUCAUUGCGCGCCUUACAGGACCCGGUGUUCCAAUCGACAAUCAGGACGUCAUGGCCCAAUUCUUGUCAAUUCAGUCCUCGCUCCAGGAAGAACGCAAAGACCGCCGUCCCAUAAUGGACAUUCUCCGCUCUCGCGACAAGACUCAGACACUGCGUCGAUUGAUACUGUCGUGCGGCACCCAAUUCAUGCAGCAGUUCAGCGGCGUCAAUGCGCUUGGAUACUAUCUACCCACGCUCUUACAGCAGAGCGUUGGUCUCGGGGAGGAGAUGAGUCGGCUUUUGACGGCUGUGAAUGGGACGAUAUACAUGUUCGCGGCGUUUUGUUGUUUGUUGAUUAUUGAUCGGUUUGGAAGGAGGAAGAUGAUGUUGUACGGUUCCCUAACUAUGGGAUCAUGCUACCUGAUCGCAUCAAUCAGUUUGAAAUAUGCAGAGAGCGACCCAUCACGCAAGCAAAUCCUCGGCCGCGUUACAACAGCCAUGUUCUUCCUCUACUACUUCUUCUACGGCACCAGUUUCGCAAAAGUGCCUUGGGUCUACAACUCCGAGAUCAACUCUCUCGCCUGGCGCACGCGCGGCGCAGCCGCCGCAACAGCUACAAAUUGGAUGGGCGGAUUCAUCGUAACGCAGUUCACAAAGGUUGGGGUUAAUAAUUUGCAUUGGCGGUUUUAUCUCAUGUUUGCGAUUAUUGUAUGGGUCUAUUUCCCCGUCGUCUUCUGCUUUUAUCCCGAGACAUCGCAGCGCACGCUCGAGGAUAUGGACGAGAUCUUCAUUCAGAAUCCGUCGUUGAUUGUGUGCGGAAAGAGUGCUUUGACGCAACGCAAGCGACCUGUCGAGUUUAUUGAGGCUGAAGAGCGACGGAUUGCGGAGGAGCAGAAUGCUAUGGAAGGAAAGGCGGGAGCUAUCACGCAUGUUGAGCAAGUAUGA